Amphiprion ocellaris (clown anemonefish) is the source of this 3506-nucleotide messenger RNA. RefSeq names its product transmembrane protein 267 (gene tmem267). NCBI's taxonomy places the organism in Eukaryota, Metazoa, Chordata, Actinopteri, Pomacentridae. The transcript is spliced from 3 exons. The record is from RefSeq and is a predicted model, not a curated record. Bases 296 to 1033 code for a protein of 245 amino acids.
AAAUUCUAACAGAAUCAAUGCUGAAGGUCUGUUAUCAUUUCCAAAGAUGUAUACUGUAAAGCAUAAUUACACCGGAUCUUUUCUUUUCUUUUCUUGUCUUUUUUCUUUUCUUGAGAAUAUUUUACCUGUAAUUCCACCUCUGACCUGCGGGUGGCAGCAGAGCGCCGCCAAGCGUCAACGCUGCCACCAACCUCCACCACAGAAGAAGAACCCGGCGGUAGGAUAACCGAUGCAGGGAGAUGGGUCUACCUGAAUCUUGCUGACCUUUGAUUGGCCCCUCCAGCUGUCCGUCAACAUGCAGGGAUUCUACUCCAAGCUCGAUUCGUCCUCUUCCCCAUUGUUGCGGGUGGGUCUGGGCGUAGACGGCGGUCCGGUUCCCCUCAGCCUGGCGGUGGAGACGGAGAAAGCCCAGGCCCUCCUCCAGACCUUCAGCUCUGCCUCCCUGCUGGCCUCGGCAGGUCUGGGGAUGUUCUGCGUGGUGGCCGACCACGCCCUCCAGCUGUCCGUCAUCCAGCACAACCUGUGGCUGCGCGCUGCCUUGGACAACGCCACGCAUGGAUUGGUGGGUCUGUGGUCAUGGGCCGUCGUCAUUGGACUGAGGAAAAAGAGCGAUCUGUAUGAGGUGCUGCUGGCCGGACUUCUGGCAUCAAUCAUAGACCUGGACCACUUCUACAUGGCUGGAUCCCUGUCCCUGAAGGCUGCCGUCUCCCUCCCUCAGCGUCCUCCUCUCCACUGCUCGUCCCUCAUCCCGGUCAUCUGUCUCACCCUCCGCUUCCUCAUGUGGAUCGGACGCCUCAAAGACGCGUGGUGCUCGUUGCCAUGGAUGCUCUUCAUCUCCAUGGCGACGCACCACGUCCGGGAUGCCGUGCGCCACGGCCUGUGGGUGUGUCCGUUUGGCAACACGGCGCCGCUCCCCUAUUGGCUGUAUGUCAGCACCACGGCAACGCUGCCUCACCUGUGCUCAGUGCUGAUGUACCUGACGGGAACCAGAGACGUGAUCUCCACCAAACACGGGGUGGCCAUCGACGUGUAGAGGAGACACGAGGAGGAAAAACCUUCUUAGCUGUUUAAAAUGAUGCUCAAAUACUUGAAACCACCGGAGGAAACAUUUCUGAAGAAAAUUGUUGGAUUAUUUUAUUUCUUUGGUCAGAAAAGGAUGAAAAACUGUCCUAAACUGUCGUUAUGGAAACAGAAAACUCUUCUAAUCUAAAAAUGUGGGUUUUCAAGGAUGGAGACGUGUAAAAUAGAGAAUGACCUUUUAAACAUUCCGGUGUGAGUGUCAACCGUGGAUUGUUUCUGCUGUAACAUGGAUAUGUGUGAUUGUGUUGAUUUGUGUGGGAGUGACCCUUUAAAGCUUCAACAUGUCCAUCAGACCUUCCCUGCUGUCUGCUCAUCCACUAAACCCUGAACAGAUUCACAGACCCAACUACCACCAGUCAGCAUUUUACCAUCACUAUCCAGGAGAAACCAAAGGUCCACCACCGGCUGCAGGAUGCUGACAUGUUGUUAGAACCAGAACCAACAGUCUGAUGUCCUGCUGAGCAUUAAAGUAGUUAAAAGACAUCCAAUGCACAUGUAUAGCUUUUGUAAGGUUUUUUAAAGAUCACUGUCACAUUCCACAGAAGGACAGAUCAGUCACCACUAAAUGAAACCUCAUUCAGCUGCUUGGAGGAGCCUCCCAGUCUGGUUAACUAGAACUUUUCCUGUAGGAGACCCUGGUCUGUAUCAGGAUGUUCAAGCUGUGAUGAUGUUUAGAGGUAGAACCUUGACAUGGAUGCAGAGAACAGAGGAACAACCUGAUGUGUCUGCGGCUGUAAGGCUCACUGUGGUAAACAUGCUGAACAACACGGCUCACUAGCUGCUGUUUCUGGCCUCCUGCUGUUUUAUUUCAUAUUAGGGCUGCAACUAACGAUGAAUCGUCUGAGCACGAUACGUCAUCAAAAGUGGAAGUGAGCAUGCAAUGCAACAGAAAUCACCGUCUGAGUGGAGCGCAGAACACGGACGGACAUCCGCGGAUGUCUGUUCUGCGCUCCACUCAGACGGUGAUUUCUGUUGCAUUGCAUGCUCACUUCCACUUUUGAUGACGUAUCGUGCUCAGACGAUUCGUCGUUAGUGGCAGCCCGAUUUCUUAUCAGACAUAAAACUCAGUUAUUACAGGAGAAGCUAUGAUGAAUAUCCAGUGUUUAAUGUCAGUGUGAGGUUCACGAUGUCCAGAGAGACCUCUUUACUGGACACCAGACACAACAGAGAAAGGGAAACUGACCAGAAGCUCCAUGGUGGCAGUAAUAUAGUCAGACCACAUGUUCAUUUAAUGAAAUAUCAAAUGGAGAACAGUAAUGGCUAUAUAAUGUUCCAGAGCAGUUUUUCCUCCAUUAUUCUGCUGUACAGUUCAGUCUAUCUAUCUAUCUAUCUAUAGAUAGAAAGAUGGCUUUUGGGUCAUAGAAGCAUAAGGAUAUGGACUUUUUUAUUUUUAAUUAUUAAAAUGAAUUCCUUACAUGAAUAUUAUCCUCCACUUAGAGAAUAUGUGUAGAUGAAGUCAUUCCACUGUUUUAGAUGUAGAGUCAUUAACAGUAUUAUUUAUUAUUGUACGUUGUAAUCUAACGGGCUGUAGAAGUCUGAAUGUAAGUGCUACACAUUCUAGAAGAGAUGGAGGAGUCCUCAGAAAGCUCCUGAUGGUCUCUGCUGAUGCUUAAAGCAUCCACAACAAAUGUUUUAUUUUUAUUGUUUGUGAUUCGGGUUGUAGUGAAGGCUGCUGUCCACCAGGUGGCUGCUGUAGUUCCACUUUUAAUGAUGAUCUUUUAGUUUCCUGGUGACUGAAGAUGAGUCAGAGUUCAGAGUCGUGACUUUGAAAUGAGUAAGUGGAGGAUGAGGACGUUGAUGUGGCUCUAAUCAGGUCCUAGAUGACAAACUGUCCUGGUACAUAUGGGUUUCAUUUAAAAACUUUUUUUUUUUUGGUGUUUUUAAUUUAUAAAACUGUAUUUUUUGUUGUUGUUUUGGUAGUUUUAAUUUAUAAAACUAUCUUUUUUGGUUGUUUUGUUUAAUGCAUUCUGUGUUUUUUGCUUUGUUGCUGCUGCACUAUCAUCUGUAUCUGACCUACUGUAAAUAUGAAGGACUGUGGUUCAUGUUUUGCUGCAGAAGAUCCAGAAAAGGGAUGGAAAUGUCAGAAAAUGACUACAAUGCUGGAGUUUAAGUGAAGCUAAUUCAUGGUUUUCUAAUGACAACCACGUUCCAGAAAAACAGCUCCACCAGUUGUCUUUCCGCCUUGCCACACCCAGACUUUACACCGGUUAGCUGAAGGGUUCGGUGCUGAUGGAUGGAUUUAUCUGUCUGUCAUCCUCUUUUACUGCUGCUUUUAUCUACAUCGUGACUUUAAUUCAUGACAUAUGUUGAAUUUUGCACAUUUUAAGUUUUUUUAUAUCUUUUAAUUCUGUUUUGUGUUAAAUGUUUUUGUAUUGAACACUUUUUAUUUCUAAAGUCAGAAAGUAAACAUAGUAAUAAGGAUUUAA